AUGGUCUUAUAUUUUUGGGCUGAAACUUUUGUUGUACUAGCGAGGAUAGCUAAAAUAGUUGAGGAUGGUCCUUGGUGGUACUUUGCUUGUGUGUGUGACAGAGGUGUUCAGACAGAAUCUGGGAUUUACUUUUGUCAAUUUUGCAACAUUCAUGUAACAAAUGUGACUCCUAGGUUUAGAGUGAAGGUAUUAGUUGAGGAUUCCACUUGUGUUUCUAUUUUUGUCCUCUUUGAUCGUGAGGCAAGUUACCUACUGAAUAAGACUUGUGCGCAGCUGUUUGAACAACAUCUUAAGGAUGUUGAUGUUGUGUUUGACACACAGUCUCCUCUUAUAUUCCAAGACAUUGUUGAAAAAAUUAUGAUGUUCAAGGUUCUUAUUUGGCUUGUUGGGAUGGAGAAAUUCAAAGGGUCUUAUCUAGUGAGGCGUGUUUAUGAUGAUGCUGCAAUACUUGGAAUGUUUGAGCUCUCUGAUUCAGAUUUGAGUCCUGAAAAGGCUGGGUUUGUACCCAAAGGAGAGGGAUCAUUUGGGGAACCCUCUAAGGUUACCGAAUCACUGAAUUUGGGAUUGACUCCUUCCAGCUGCUCUGAGCUCUUUGCUGGUUCGCCUAAAUGUACCCAACCAAAAUCAAGUGUUGUUGACUUGGGAGUUGAUGAAGAUGUUAAGUAUCUUCUCCUCAAAAGAAAGUUUGCUGAUGCUGUGGUGGAUAAGUUAAAUGAAGUGGAUAUUUUUCAAAAUUCAUGUGAUGAAGUUGAUGAAAGUGAAGAGAUGAGUAGUGUUGCCAUUUUUUUUGACAAGGAGUAUGUGGUUGGCCUUAAUCAAGGCUCUCUUGAUUCUGAGAAAGAUGUGAAGCCUUCGUUGAAGAGGUUGAGAAGAUCCUUGAGGCUGCAAUUUGAUGAAGUUGAGGAGUCUCGUGGCUCGGGAAAUGAUGGCUCCUCUGGACAUAGGGUUAGAAGUGAUCUUUUGGCCAUUUCUUUUGUUUUGAUAGAUUUCUUAGGUGCAUUUUGCCUAUAA
This is a messenger RNA of Arachis duranensis, 1011 nucleotides long. RefSeq lists its product as uncharacterized. The transcript has 7 exons. Bases 1 to 1011 code for a protein of 336 amino acids. Lineage: Eukaryota; Viridiplantae; Streptophyta; Magnoliopsida; Fabales; Fabaceae. The record is from RefSeq and is a predicted model, not a curated record.